Messenger RNA from Electrophorus electricus (electric eel), 850 nucleotides. It is a transcript of the gene cbx3a, whose product is annotated as chromobox homolog 3a (HP1 gamma homolog, Drosophila). Gene Ontology annotation, cellular component: nucleus. NCBI's taxonomy places the organism in Eukaryota, Metazoa, Chordata, Actinopteri, Gymnotiformes, Gymnotidae. The record is from RefSeq and is a predicted model, not a curated record.
CGCUUAUGCUUCAGCAGUUUCCAACCGAGAAAUGCACUCGUUCCAGUCGUAGAAGAAGAGGUUUGGUUGGCUAGCUGCCAGUAAGCUCCGUACAAGACGCCAGCUAGGCUUCUGCAUCUUUGUAAUCGAUUGUACAAAGCUAACAUGGGUAAGAAACAACUGAACAAGUCCAAAAAAGAAGUGGAGGAACCCGAGGAGUUUGUAGUUGAGAAAGUGCUUGACCAGCGGGUGGUGAAUGGCAAAGUUGAGUUUUUCCUCAAGUGGAAAGGUUUCCCUGAUGAUAACACAUGGGAGCCUGAAGAGAAUCUUGACUGCCCUGAGCUGAUUGCUGCGUUCCUGGAGUCCCAGAAAGGUGUGGUGGAGAAACCAGACUCCAACAAGAGGAAGCCCUCCACAGAUGAGCCAGAGACAGAGGAGAGUAAAGCCAAGAAAAAGAAAGAAACCAAUGAAAAACCACGAGGGUUUGCCAGGAAUCUGGAGCCUGAGCGAAUCAUAGGGGCCACAGACAGCAGUGGAGAGCUCAUGUUCCUGAUGAAAUGGAAGGAUUCUGAUGAGGCAGACCUUGUGCCGGCUCGAGAGGCCAACACUCGCUGCCCCCAGGUGGUCAUUGCCUUCUAUGAAGAGAGACUGACCUGGCACUCCUGCCCAGAGGAUGAGCAGCAGUAGUUUUCCUAUGCUGAAGCUUCCUGGUCAUGUUUCUGGAGUUUCCCCUCACUGCAUGUUUGUGGUGGUGUAUUUUUGUUGCCAUCACCUGAGUUGACCAAUAGACAAGCCUUUAAUGGGUUUAAAACUGCUGUUAGUGUUAACACCAAGACGUGCAGUACAGAGAACUCCAGGGCUGAGAUGAGGU